AUGAAAUUCGUUGCUCUUACCAUAGUUGCGCUAAUGAUUGCCGGUAUUGGUGCCACCGAUGUUAAGCAAUGCAAAAAAGGACAACCCUUACCCCUUAGUGUGGAAGUAGUGGGAUGUGAGAACAUGCCUUGUGACGUUGUCAAGGGUACCACAGCCGUUAUGUAUGUCCAUUUCGUUGGAACCAAGGAUAACAUUCGUGAAUUGAAUGCCGUUGUCCAUGCCACCACCUUGGGCAUCACUGUGCCCUAUGAAUUACCCAAAGAGGUGGCCAGUGUUUGUGAUAAUCUUAUGUAUGGUGCCACCUGUCCCAUCGAUAAGACCGAAGAUGUCGUCUACGCUUUUAACUUCUAUGUUGAAUCUUCAUAUCCUGAGAUUUCCGUUGCUGUCCAAGUUUCUUUGGAAGAUGCCGAAGGCGAUUCUAUUGCUUGCUUUGUCUGCAACAUUAAGGUGAAGAAGGGUGCCACAAAACCUUUAUUAUUGGAAUAA
Molecule: messenger RNA, 486 nt
Organism: Musca vetustissima
Lineage: Eukaryota; Metazoa; Arthropoda; Insecta; Diptera; Muscidae
Product: NPC intracellular cholesterol transporter 2-like
Exons: 3
Coding region: 1-486 (161 amino acids)
Biological process (GO): intracellular cholesterol transport
Molecular function (GO): sterol binding
Source: RefSeq, a predicted model, not a curated record